Molecule: messenger RNA, 537 nt
Organism: Neogale vison (American mink)
Lineage: Eukaryota; Metazoa; Chordata; Mammalia; Carnivora; Mustelidae
Gene: GNG5
Product: G protein subunit gamma 5
Exons: 3
Coding region: 88-294 (68 amino acids)
Biological process (GO): G protein-coupled receptor signaling pathway
Cellular component (GO): heterotrimeric G-protein complex
Molecular function (GO): G-protein beta-subunit binding
Source: RefSeq, a predicted model, not a curated record
CCGCGCUGCCCCACCGUCUGGCCCCGCGGACCCACGAACGGACAGAUCCACGCACGCACGAAAAUCUGCCCCGCUCCUGAGAGCGCCAUGUCUGGUUCCUCCAGCGUUGCCGCUAUGAAGAAAGUGGUUCAACAGCUCCGGCUGGAAGCCGGGCUCAACCGCGUGAAGGUUUCCCAGGCAGCUGCAGAUCUGAAACAAUUCUGUCUGCAGAAUGCCCAACACGACCCCCUGCUAACUGGUGUGUCUUCAAGUACGAACCCAUUCAGACCCCAGAAAGUCUGUUCCUUUUUGUAGUAAAAUGAAUCUUUGGGAUGGUUUUCUAGACCACUUUUCAUGAACCAGUGACUAUUCAAAGGAGAACUAAAUUUGAAGCCUGUACAAAAAGCUUAUCCCUGUAACACGUGCCAUACUAUAUAAACUUUUACUUUUGUCAGUCCUUAACAUCUACCUCUCUGAAUUCUCAUAAAUUUCUAUUUCAUAAGGGUAAUUGUUUUAUAUACACUGGCAGCAGCAUACAAUAAAAUACUUAGUAUAAAA